Penicillium riverlandense is the source of this 1986-nucleotide messenger RNA. Its product is annotated as C2H2-type zinc finger protein. Lineage: Eukaryota; Fungi; Ascomycota; Eurotiomycetes; Eurotiales; Aspergillaceae. The record is from RefSeq and is a predicted model, not a curated record. Gene Ontology annotation, biological process: regulation of transcription by RNA polymerase II. Bases 1 to 1986 code for a protein of 661 amino acids. The transcript has 2 exons. Gene Ontology annotation, molecular function: DNA-binding transcription factor activity, RNA polymerase II-specific; RNA polymerase II cis-regulatory region sequence-specific DNA binding.
AUGUCGUCCUUCCUCCCCGUGAACAACUCGACCCCAGAGGAUCACCCCAUGGACGGCGCGACAACUCCCCGUGCAAACCCUAACGGUGCGCCAGCCUCCCCGGCAGGGUCGCCGCCGGAGCAGCACCCGGACCCCAACUCCCAGACCAUCGACCGAGGGGCAGAGGGGCCAGCGGCGUCCUCACACACCAGAAACUCGUCGACAGCGACCGACGACCCGAUGCAUGACGACUCUGAAGAAGGAACCGACCAGGAAGGCGAGCCCGGAAGCACUGCCCCGCCAUCCAAGAAGAAAAAAGGCCAGCGCUUUUUCUGUACCGACUUCCCACCAUGCAACCUGAGCUUCACGCGCAGCGAACAUCUCGCCCGGCAUAUCCGGAAGCACACGGGCGAGCGGCCCUUUCAGUGUCACUGUUCCCGGCGGUUUUCUCGACUGGAUAACCUGCGUCAACAUGCUCAGACCGUACAUGUCAACGAGGAGAUCCCGGGAGAUUCGCUGGCGGCCACUGGCACACGGUUCCAGCGCCAGGUCCGGACCGACCGAGUACGGCCGCCGACUCGCGUACGAGCAGGGACGGUGGGCAGCCAGGGCGGCCACAGCCGUGGUCAUAGCCGGAACCUAUCAACCUCCAGCAUCACUUCAACCGCCUCGACAUACAGCCAGCCCCAGGAGCUUCGACGACGCCCUCCUCCGCUGAUCAUGGCCAACGAUCCCACAUCUCGGUCCCGAAUCCCGAUGGAUACGAUGGGAGAGCCACCCACCACGCCUCCGGGCCAAGUCCGCGGCGGCGUCGCUGUCGGGUCUCCCUACACUCCGUCGAAUGUCUAUUCAACGGGCGCUGGCAGCCCUCAUCAGUUUCAAUCGCCCAUGUCGGCCUCCCGACGUGGUUUCUGGGACGGCAAGACAGCAGCCCGUCGCCUCUCCGUGCCCACCGGCAGCAACCCUUUUAUGACACAGCAUGGCACUGCAUAUCCUCCCUCAUACACCACCUCACCGGCCAGCACGGCCUUUCCAACUUCUGCAGGCGUGUUCCCUAGCCCGACCAGUACCAAUUACUCGGUGUCCCGAGAUGAGAGCACCAUCAGCGCAGCUGAGGCGGAGAUGCGCAGGCGAACGUGGCAUCCCUCGUCUUACUCGGGAUUCGCACGCCCAGUCACCAGUGGCCUGAACUAUCCUGCGCCGGAUACCAUCCCGGCUCCGUUGAGCGGGAACGGACCGUCCGAGCAGACAACUCGGUUGCCUGGCAUCGAGAGUUUCGACAAGGUCAUCUCCCAGCAUCGACCUCUGACUCCUCCCACCCGAAAGUCAAGUCCGAUGCAGAUUGAUAGCCAUCAUCGCCCACCGCCCCCUCCGGGUCACGGCUUUGGGUCGGGCUACACCUACAACCAGCCAGCGGUGCGUCCACCACCGCCCAUGUCUGGACCAGGCCAUCGCCGGGGCCAUGUCUCGUGGGACAUGUCCCUGCACACCGGGAUUACGGGGCUGGAUAUCCGAGACCGCAAUUCCUCCCGAGACUGGAGCCAGCAGACCAUAGCCGAACUCCAGAAUGUCUCGUCCCGGCCAUCCUCCUCCUACCAACCCUCCCUCGGCCCAACGGCAGAAAAGAGCCCCGAAGAGCAUCGCAGCCACCACCACCACACCCACAGUUUCUCAUCGGCCAACCGGCCUACCCGCACAUCCCCCGAGGACUCCAGCAGCAGCGACGGCGUCCACACUCCCUCCACCGCCUCGGUCGAGUAUCACCCGGCGAUAGUGCACAGCAGCGGAUAUGUCGAGCCGCAUGAAUCCUCGCUGCCCUCCGACGCCCCACCGAUCUGUGGUCGUCGCGAGUCUAACGCCGAUGGCUACCGCGCUCCACCGGCGCGCGAGCCCCGCUCCGAAAUGUUCCCGGAUCCAUCUGCCCGGAAUACGGGCAUGGGCCGUCUCGAGGCUCUGGUGGCUGUCGCUACGAGCGAGAAUAAAGGGGCAGCCAAGUUGUUCCUGUAA